Messenger RNA from Lodderomyces elongisporus, 1488 nucleotides. RefSeq lists its product as uncharacterized. Gene Ontology annotation, molecular function: histone binding; nucleosome binding. Lineage: Eukaryota; Fungi; Ascomycota; Pichiomycetes; Serinales; Debaryomycetaceae. Gene Ontology annotation, biological process: regulation of DNA-templated transcription; chromatin remodeling. The coding region runs from base 1 to 1488 and encodes 495 amino acids. The record is from RefSeq and is a predicted model, not a curated record. The transcript has a single exon. Gene Ontology annotation, cellular component: Rpd3L-Expanded complex; cytoplasm; nucleus.
AUGGACGAAAUUGAAACCAAAAGUGAAAUUAAACCACCAGUGACGGAUUCGAAAGCGGAAAACUUGUUAACUGCUGAAAUUGCUUCUGACUCUGCUCCCGUUGGUGAAACUGAAUUAGGUACAGGUGCACCUGUCGAAGAGUCGCUUAUUGACGAACUGACAGAGAAGAAAUAUCGAAUAUGGAAGAAGAAUGCGCCAUUUCUUUAUGAUUACUUGUCAACAAAUUCCCUUCUUUGGCCAUCCCUCACGAUUCAAUUCUUCCCUGAUAUCACUCAUAAAUCGUCGGUAAUUAAUUAUGAACAAAAUGAGAACCCAAAUGACGAAAAAAAUGAUGAAACUUCAGAGUCUGAUGUGAUCUUACAACGUCUAUUACAUGGAACAUUCACUAUGGGCCAAUCUCCAGUAGAUUCCAUUUCAAUCCUUCAAGUUCCUACAUACACCAACCUCAAUAAGAAAAUUGUCAUUAACAAACUUGAUUACAAUCAAGAGAAGGAGGAGUUUGAGCUCAACUUAAGUCAGUCCUCUUCAUCAAAUAUGAAACCCAAAGUCUUGCAAAAAAUUAACCAGUACGGAGACGUCAACAAACUCAAGUACAUGCCACAAAAACCAAACGUCAUUGCGAGUGCCAACAAUUAUGGUGACUUGAUCAUAUUUGAACGUACGCGACACAAAAGUUUUCAAAAACUGAUUGUUGAUGAUACCCAGGUAAAUAAGGUGCAAAUACGAUUGGUUAAUGAUCAAGUACCGACUGAGCAAAAAGUAGAGAUUUACGCAAUGGACUGGAACAAGAACAUGGAAGGUUUACUUGUGUCGGCAAAUAUGAAUGGAAUCAUUAACUUGCAUGAUGUCACCAAAUAUAAUAAGCUGAGCAACUCUCUUAAACAGGAACGAUAUUGGCAGCACGGUAGUGGUGUCAAUGAUAUUGAGUGGGUCCCCACGCAUGAUUCAUUAUUUGGAGUUACCGAUGAAGCGGGAAAUUUGAGUAUUUACGAUACAAGAGAACUGCUGCAGAAACCAAAAAUACAGGCCUCGUUUGGUACUAGUCUUAAUUCUAUUUCUAUUAAUCCAAAUUUUCCAUCGAUAAUAGCUGUUGGUGAUUCAAAGGGGGUGAUUCAUAUAAGAAAUCUUCAAAAUUUGAACGAACCAUUGUAUGAGUUAAAAGAUGUGCAUCAAGGUGCAAUAACACAGUUGAAAUGGCACCCGAAAUUUGCCCAAGUGCUUGCUUCUUCUUCUACUGAUAGCCUGGUGAAGAUCCACGAUUUGUCAAUUUUAGAAAAUGGAAAAGGUUUAGAUACAAGUGUUGAACUGAAUGUUGAUACCAACCACAAAAGGUCAGCAACAAUAUUUCAGCAUUUGGGUCACAUGCUUGGUGUGAAUGAUUUUGAUUGGUCAUUUGCAGAUGAUUGGAUGAUUGCUAGUGUGGCUGAUGAUAACUCUCUACAUAUUUGGAAGCCACCUUUGCAAGUAGUUGAAUCUGUAAAUCCUUAA